CCCUUUCUCUUGCUUGCUUGCUUCCUGCUGCUGAUGCACUGAUGCACUGAUGCACUGCUGCCCCUCGUAGAUCACGACACUGCCGGCACGAGACGUUGCAUCGAAACACACCAGAACCCGUACUUGUAAAAGAUAAUCCGCGAUUGACGAUGCCAAUCUCGAUGCAUCAUGGAUGAACGUCACGUCUCAGGCCGAAUCUGUAAAAAUUCGGUCAUUGGCUCGAUUCCCGUCUCGGAAAACGGAAGAGGCUGCUACAGUACAGUACAGUACGCAGCGGCCAGCACGGGUGAUGCUCAUCAUCCAUCAUCAUGUGCUGAUCUCCCACUCUCUCUUUUCCCACCACGCACAAAGGGGACGGGGGGGGGGAACAAUCUCAUUUACCCAGAUAUCGGUAUAUAGUUAUUGGGCUGCUGCUACAGUACGUGCAUGUGUGCAACGUGGGCAUGCUAUUUUGGGAAUUCUGUGCAUUCUGUGCAGGUUGCAUUUGCAUUUACAUUUGCAGGCCGCGUGCCGUUGGCUCCCAUGGGAGAUGACUCGGGACAACUAUCGUAUGCUAGCCAAUGGAACCCGUCCCAGAGAGAUCAGGAAAGCGUCCCCGGCAACAGGCGUGGGUGCCUUAGUCUGCAUCUUGAUUCUUCGGGAGCGCAAAUGAGGCAUGGUCGAGUCUGGGACGUGGUAAUAAAUGUGUGGGUGUGGUAGAUAAAAGAAAGAGUCUGGUACUUACAGAGAGGG
Mollisia scopiformis is the source of this 732-nucleotide messenger RNA. RefSeq lists its product as uncharacterized. The transcript has a single exon. The record is from RefSeq and is a predicted model, not a curated record. Bases 173 to 652 code for a protein of 159 amino acids. Lineage: Eukaryota; Fungi; Ascomycota; Leotiomycetes; Helotiales; Mollisiaceae.